AUGGAACCUUCCCCAAUGUCCUCUGCAACUCCCUUCUUUGUCCACUGCCCCAUCAAACCCAUCUCACGCCCUUCGAGCGCAUACGCCGAACUCGAGUCACCUCCUCCGUCGCCUCUCCAACGGUCCACCUCUGACACUGACUCGGACCACCCCCGCGACUACAAGCAGCAGCAGCUCAGUAACCAUGACCGUCGGUUCAACGAGUCAAGACCGAUCCAGAUCCCCAUGGAUCUCCUUGAUAAGUCCAUAUCUCUCGGCACCUCUUCCAUGAAGCGCCUUUUAUCUUUCACCACUGCGGUUAGAGCGGGACCUCUUCUGCCUUCGAACAAAACGCACACGCUCUUGAACACCCCUCUCGUCGACAAGCUCGCCGAUUCACCCUCGCCAGUCGCUCGGCCUUUGUCUCCUUCAAAAAGGAUUUCUUCCCUGCUGUAUCGCAAGCAACAACAGCCUUCUCCCAGUACCUCGAGCGUCCCGAUCCAUCCGGCAGCUCAUCGCAGUGGGCCUGUUAACACGAGACUGGGCGAUUUUGGCGAUUUUGAAGAGGUUUCUAUCCUCAGUCGUCCCGCUACUCCUACUCCUCUCACCGCUAUCACUACCACUACCGCCUCUGUCGCCGCCGCUACUGCCAUCAGUCAUGCUGCUCUUCAAAAGACGGCGAAUGCGUUGGUUGGCGACAUGGACGUGGAUAUGAAUCAUGCCGAUCAGUCGUCUCCUCUAUCUGACCGGACCCCUGUCGCGGUCGGACGCGCUAGUCGGCACCAAACUCCAGCCAGGGUCGCGACCAUGACGAUCAACAACAACCAAAGUAAUGUCAACUUGACCAAUAGUCUCCGCAGCCAGACUUCCACCAGCACCAGCAUCAUCACCACCCCCUCCAGAGUCACUGCUCCUCCUCGCCACACCGCCACCACCGCCAACCAAGGGCAAGAAACGAGUACACCCAAGCGAAAGAAGACACUUCUCAAGUCCAUGUCGUCGUCCAUGUCGUCGUCCAUGCGUCAAGUCAAGAAACGCGCCACCGAUCUGAUUGGUGGUAUCCGCCAGAGGCACAAAAAGUCCAACAACUUCAAGUUUGACCAAGACGAGUUCGACGAAGGGUCCCUUGUCACCAAAGUUGAGAAUCGUCAUCUGGACAAUGAGGACUAUGACAUAUCGACCUUAUCGUUGGCCUCGAUUGUUGCUCCUUCUGAUGCCGUACCCAGCUCUACCGCCUCCCCGUCUCGUGUGAACUCCUCCUCCUCCGUACCAACGCUGGCCUCCUGGCCCAUGGAAGUCGAUAUGAUCAGUGUCUCCUCUAAUUCAUCAAAGUCGACUGAGAAUACUGCCCCGCCCCUCACUGCUGCUGUUGCCGCCGACUUGUUGCAGCUCUCUUGGUCGUCGCCGAGCGGACCCAGCCUUUUCACCCGGUCAGCUGAGGACUUAACCCGCAACCCUAUGUCAAGCUUCUAUGACUUCAGUAACUGCGACCCCUCUCUGCCACAUGUUGGUCUGUCCCUAGCGGCAGAGACAGAGGCAGAUCGUCCUCACCAAAGUCGUCGUCGCACUAAGUCCGAGUCUGCAGCUCCAGUGAUGACCCCCGAAAAGUCCACUUCCCUCUCGUCCAUCCCUUUUGCCUGCCACCUCCGCCUCCACUACAACCUAAAGGACCACGAUACUAAUGAAGAGUGUGCCAAACAAAAGGAGAAGCAGACAACCAAGUCGAGCCGAUUCGGUCUGGGCUCCAGCGAUUGGAUCGAUUCCAAGAACCAUAUUGUGCCCAAGUUCAUGGCCAGGUACAAGAAGGGUGGCCAGAAGGGUGGCCAGAAGGACAAGAACAAGGGCUACCCUGAAACCAAUGGGUUCACUCUUGGUGGCGAUGGGGGUAACCGUUCUGACCCCUUUCGAGAUCCGGAUGUGGAUGAGUGUGUGGAACUCAUUUUUGCCGAUACGCCUGCACCAAAAUCCUCCCUCUCCACUCCAACGAAGUCCGGCACCAAAACAAAACACAGUAUCAGUCUUCCCUCGUCCCCACCCUCAUCCUCUAGUUCAUCGCUCGCCUCUUCUCCUUCUUCCUCCUCUCCCACUUGUGAGAUGACCUUCCAGCAUGCGAUAAACCGCCGCAUGACGGUAAAACAACAACAACAAAAACAGGAUCAAGAACAAGAACAGCGGGCGCCUCAGGCCAAGUCAUUCCGGAGGUCGUCCUCAACACCGGCAAUGUCUGCCCGCCAGCAACCUCCCCCUUUGAUUGUUGUUUCUUCUUCCCAAGGCAGCCAGGAACUGUUUGUUCCAUCUCCGUAG
This is a messenger RNA of Linnemannia hyalina, 2283 nucleotides long. The record is from the annotation of a GenBank genome assembly. NCBI's taxonomy places the organism in Eukaryota, Fungi, Mortierellomycota, Mortierellomycetes, Mortierellales, Mortierellaceae.